UGCGCAUGCGUUGAGCGCCGCCACGCCUGGUCUUGGGCGGUAGACUAAAGCGGGUCUUGCUUAGUAGAGCGGGCACAUCUUGGAGCUCGCGUCUCCUGCGGCGUCGCGGUCCCUGGUGAGCCUGUAGCGGGCCAGUGCCAUGAUCCGACAAGAACUCUCCACGUCCUACCAGGAGCUCAGCGAGGAGUUGGAGCAGGUGGUUGAGAACUCGGAGCAGGCAGACGAACGAGACAAGGAGCUGGUCCAGGUUCAAGGUCCAGGUGUCGUGCCAGGCGUGGACAACGAGUCCGCCUCCAGCAGCAUCCGCUUCAGCAAGGCCUGCCUGAAGAAUGUCUUCUCGGUCCUGCUCAUCCUCAUCUACCUGUUGCUCAUGGCGGUGGCCGUCUUCCUGGUCUACCAGACCAUCACGGACUUCCGGGAAAAGCUCAAGCACCCUGUCAUGUCCGUGUCUUACAAGGAGGUGGAUCGCUACGACGCUCCAGGGAUUGCCUUUUACCCUGGUCAGGCUCAGCUGCUCAGCUGUAAGCACCACUAUGAGGUUAUUCCACCUCUUGCCAGCCCUGGCCAGCCGGGAGACAGGAACUGCACCACUCAGAGGAUCAAUUACACCCACCCCUUCUUCAACCACACCAUGCAGUCAGCCCUGAUUGUUCAGGGGCCCCAGGAAGUGAAGAAGCGGGAGCUGGUGUUCCUCCAGUUCCGGCUGAACCAGAGCAAUGAGGACUUCAGUGCCAUAGACUACCUCCUCUUCUCUUCUUUUCGGGAGUUCAUGCAAAGCCCGGACAAGGCGGGCUUCAUGCAGGCCUGUGAGAGUGCUUACUCCAGUUGGAAGUUCUCUGGAGGCUUCCGCACCUGGGUCAAGAUGUCACUGGUGAAGACCAAAGAAGAGGACGGGCGAGAAGCUGUUGAGUUCCGACAAGAGACCAGCGUGGUUAACUAUAUUGACCAGAGGCCCGCAGCCGAGAAGAGUACGCAGUUGUUCUUUGUGGUCUUCGAAUGGAAAGAUCCCUUCAUCCAGAAGGUCCAGGAUAUAAUCACAGCCAAUCCUUGGAACACCAUCGCCCUGCUCUGCGGGGCUUUCCUGGCGUUGUUUAAAGCAGCAGAGUUUGCCAAACUAAGCGUGAAAUGGAUGAUCAAAAUCAGGAAACGAUACCUUAAACGGAGAGGCCAGGCGACAAACCACAUAAGCUGAAGCGCCCGUGCCACGGCACUCCGACAGAGCGAGACACCAGCAAUCCUGAACUCACUUGAAGGGACCUUGCAGGGAAGGACAGCCCCGUCCAUCGCACUGGAGGUUCAAACCCGGCCCGGGAGGGAAACACCCAGUGAAUAACCUGAAACUUAUUUAAGUACUUAAAUUAUUAACGGACAUCUUGCAGAGCUGCCUAGUGCCUUGGAGAGGUUCGCAGAAGGCGGCUUCCUCCUAUUUGGUCAUUAAAUAGUUAAGCUCCAGGUUAAAGCUGCUUCUUUGCCUUAGAACUUUUUCUUUAAAGUGGACUGAUGUGCCCUGUAUACAGAAUUCCUUUUAUACCAUCUACUGUUACUUAACAAGAACUCGUUAGAGCCUA
Messenger RNA from Mus caroli (Ryukyu mouse), 1568 nucleotides. It is a transcript of the gene Pacc1, whose product is annotated as proton activated chloride channel 1. The record is from RefSeq and is a predicted model, not a curated record. NCBI's taxonomy places the organism in Eukaryota, Metazoa, Chordata, Mammalia, Rodentia, Muridae. Gene Ontology annotation, cellular component: cell surface.